Saccostrea cuccullata (small rock oyster) is the source of this 2800-nucleotide messenger RNA. Its product is annotated as SEC14-like protein 1. The coding region runs from base 96 to 2279 and encodes 727 amino acids. The transcript is spliced from 15 exons. The record is from RefSeq and is a predicted model, not a curated record. Gene Ontology annotation, cellular component: cytoplasm. Lineage: Eukaryota; Metazoa; Mollusca; Bivalvia; Ostreida; Ostreidae.
CGUUAGCCAAACUUCCGGAUGUCAGUAUUAGGCGAGAGUGAAAUGGUGGAAUGGACGGUUCAGAAAGUGUAACAAAAUUAUAACACAGGCUCAUCAUGGUACAGAAGUACCAAUCACCCGUCAGGGUGUAUAAACACCCGUUUGAGCUUGUGAUGGCGGCCUAUGAGAAACGUUUCCCAACAUGUAAAAUGAUACCUGUGUUUCUCGGGAGUGAUAUAAUAUCAGAGACAAAAAGUAAAGAUGGUGCAGAGCAUGUUGUAGACAGGAGAUGUCGACUUAAUGUGGAUGCUCCAUACAUCCUGAAAAAGAUUGCAGGAGUCGAUCAUGUGGUUUUCCGACAAGUGAAUGCCUUGGACAGACGCUCUCGAACACUCAGGAUAGACGCUCACAACGAGAGUUUCUCCAGCAGGGUCAUCGUUAAAGAGAGCUGCUUCUACUCUGUUCACCCUGAGAAUCCAAACUGGACGUGUUUUGAACAAACUGCUAGUCUUGAUAUCAAAUCAUUCUUCAACUUCGAGCACAUGGUGGAAAAGAUUGCCAUGAAACAAUAUGCUGCAAAUAUCAAAAAGGGUAAAGAAGUCAUUGAGUAUUACAUCAAUGAAUUGAUCAGUGAGGGAGUGACAUAUAUCCCUCCUUGGGCCCCAGAGAAAGUUCAGUCCCAGGAAAUUGAUAUUCCCAGUUCUGAAGAUACCCCUUCCCAGGACAGCGGUCUACGGAGUCGUACCAACAGUACCGCCAGUCAACAUAGCCGUGAGAGCGUUUCUAGUCUCGUCCUGGGAGCUUCAGCAGCCACAAUCAAAUCUCCUGUCUCUGAUGGUCCUUCCUCUCCAGAUAAGCUGGAGGAUGUGUACAUUGAGAGAUACUUAGGAAAUCUAUCUUUAGUACAGGAGAGUGCUCUUGUACAACUCCAGCAAUGGUUACAGAAAACUCACAAGGGAAAGAUACCAAAAGAUGCUCAUAUAUUACGGUUCCUGAGAGCCCGAGAGUUCAGUGUUGAGAAGGCUCGGGAGAUGUUGGUCCAUUCCUUGGCCUGGAGAAAACUACACAGUAUUGAUAAACUGCUAGAGACCUACUCUCCGAGUGAGAUAUUACAACAGUAUUACAGCGGGGGCUGGCAUUACUCAGACAAAGAUGGUAGACCCCUGUAUGUGUUGAAACUUGGCCAGAUGGACGUCAAAGGACUUAUGAAGUCAGUUGGUGAGGAAGCCAUUUUGAAACAUGUUCUGUAUGUAAAUGAGGAGGGGCUCAGAAUAGCAGAUGAGGCCACCAAGUCACGGGGUUAUCCUGUCAGUGCGUGUACAUGUAUAGUGGACCUAGAGGGACUCAGCAUGAGGCAUUUAUGGAGGCCAGGAAUCCGAGCCCUGCUACGCAUCAUUGAGGUGGUGGAAGCUAAUUACCCAGAAACCAUGGGGAGACUUUUAAUUGUCCGAGCCCCCAGAGUGUUUCCUGUGUUAUGGACUCUUGUGAGCCCUUUUAUUGAUGAAGAUACUCGCCAGAAAUUCACAUUCUAUGGAGGAAAUGAUUAUCAAGAGCCAGGAGGACUGAGAGAUUUUAUUGAUGAAAAAUAUAUUCCAGACUUUUUGGGUGGUGACUGCUAUUGUGAUGUACCAGAUGGUGGUUUGGUUCCCAAGUCUCUCUACAAAGAAGAAUUUCAGGACAAAUCUCCAGAGGGCCCCCCUCUCAGUAUUGAUAGCUGUUACAACACUAGUCACGUAGUCAAGGAUUAUCCUCACGAGGUAUUGAUUCAGGUUCCUCAGAAAGGAUCAGUGAUAACUUGGGACUUUGACAUUCUGAAAGGUGAUGUCACCUUUACUGUUUUACGCUGUAAGCGGUCCAUAUCAGCUGACCCAUUUCAUCAGCAUCACGUCAGCACAGCCACAGGAGGAAUCGGAUCUGUACAAUAUAUUGAUAAAAACAUGCAAGUGGGUCCAGACCUUAGUAUUGUGGAAAGACCUCUUAUAUGUAGGGACGGAGAUAGUGUACAGGGAUCUCAUGUUGUUAGUGAAUCGGGAAGUUACAUUCUACAAUGGAAGUACUUUGACUCAGCCAAGACUUCCUUUGACUUUACUCUAGCACCACAUAAAUCCAAAGUUAUGUACCACACUGAACUGCUCAGAUCAGAGGCAUUCAGGGGUUCAAUGAGCAGCUUACAAUCCUAUCACAGUGGUUCACUCAGUAGCCGGGCAUCACAGAGUAGUUUGACUGGUUCCUUAACUAGUCCCGGGCCCUCAUCCAACCCUAACAGGUUGGUGGAUUCAUCGAGAUUAUCCCGACACUGAGAUGCUGCAGCAAGUCAUAUCCUAUAGUUUUAUCAAAGAAUUGUUAACCUUAUAUACUUGUUAAGUUUUAUCCAUACAUAUUUACAUGUACUUUUGAAUUUUUAUACAUUGUUUCAAAUAUAUGUAGAAAUGAAUGGAUUUUAGUAUCAAAAGUGAAUACAAUGUAAUUUGUUAGCUAUUUUCUUGAUUGCAGUUUCAGAAUAACUUUAUUCUUGUUUUGAAGUGCAGGACAUUUUUUUGAUGCAGGCAGUUUGUAUGAUGAGUUAAAAAAAAAGGUGUGUAAUAAAUUAAUUUCUUAAGAAUGUUAUGAAAAAUGAGCAUUUGUAGUAGAUGUUUUCUCUAUAGAAUCUUUAACUUCAACAUUUGAAUACUUAGUGUCACAAGUUCAGACAAGUGCCAUAUUUAGAAUGUGAAAAAAAGUAGAAGUAAGAUCUCAGGAAGAUUAUUGUCUAAAUUCUCUUAUUAAUACUAAACCAUGUCUUGCUUGUUUAACAAUCAGUGCAAUGUCUAGAAAAAAAAUA